AUAUGAAGUAUGUUGUGUAACAAUCUUCAAUUAUCUUUUUCCUGGUGCAUGUCGGUAGACACUAUAAACAUGGCGACCGCAGAAGGAUUCAGGACACAUCGUACAACUCGAAGCGAUUCUCAAAAGAGCGGGCAAACCACGCUUUCCAGAGGAUGGGGUAAGCAAGCAGCUCAGAGACUCGACACGAAGGACCAGUUCAAGAACGACCCCCUUCUUAAAACUUUGGAAGGAAAAAUUGCCGUCAAUUUUGGUGAUUAUAAACCAUGGCAACGCACUACUCAGUCAAGAUUUCAGAACGAAGGACAGACCAGGAGAAAAAGUGCCAGUCGUCCUUUGUCAGGGCAGACUGUGGUAUCUCUUGGAAGUGCUCCUGGAUUUUCACGAGAAAAAACAAUAAAAAUAGGACCACGGCCAUUUAGUGCAGCUACGAGUACGGCUUGUUCCACGGUUUGCAAUCACCCAUGGACGAAAAAACCCCCAGUUGUUGACGAUGCUGAGGAGAAGAAGAAGGAAAAUGUGUUGUCUAUAUUAAAGAUUCAAAUUAAAACAAGACAGAAAUCAAUAGCUGAGUAUGAAAACAGAAAGAAAGACCUACUUAUUGAAAACAUGAAGAUCACUGAUGAGAUUGAAUCAUCGGAGAACAGGAUUCAUGGAGAUGUGAAGUCUUUACUUAGGAAAUAUGAAAGAUUCAGGGGUGCCAUGUCAACUUUAAAUAAGAAAUUUGAUAAAAACCUUGUUAUAACAAAGAAGAAACUGGAAGAAACAAAAGAAUUAGUCGACAAAGAAGUAGCAGAGUUACAGCACCAACUGAAUGUAAUGGACAAAAAGUUGCUAAAAAAGAGGGAAGAAAUGAACAUACUGUUAAACUAUAAGGAUAAAGAAUAUCCUGCAAAGGCACUCCAAAUAGCCAAACUGAAAAGACAAAGGGAAAUUUUAGAGUCAACAUUUAAGGAGGAACUAGAAGAAUUACAAGUUGUGGUUGAUGCAGAGAGAGAUAAAUUCAGUCAACAAAGAAUAACUGUCCAACAAGAAAUAACGACACAAGUAACAGAGGAUACAAUAAAUGCUAUGGGAGAUGAUAUUAAAGAAAUGGCUUUACAAAAUAUGAUCAUGAAAAAGGAAGUUGAAAUGCAUAAAGAUGAGCUAAAAUCCCUGGAAAUGAACAAUGCAAAGUUGGAAGCUGAAAUUAGGAAACUCUUAGAUAGUGAAGCCUUAGACACACAAGCUGAGAUAUUCCCAGAAGUGUUUGGAAAACGGGAGAAGUGCACACCAGAUAUGGAGCUUCAUCUUGAUAUACCAACCCAUGACUGGCUUCCAAUAUGACAUCUCUUAGAGAUUACUUUCUCCACAGAUGAAUCAGAAUCUGAUUUUAAUGUUUGUGUCUUCAGUAUGACAAAUGUGUAAAGAAAGUUUAAACAUUCAGUACAAAGUAACUUUUACUUUUUUGUUGUAAACAUGUUCACAACUUGACCCCUCCACUUUUGUUGCUGCAAAACCCUUUGCUACUCAUCAAACUUUCAAUGCAAUGCUUUACAUCAGAUUUCUUUUAGUCCUCCUCUGGUAUUUUGGCAUGUUUCUUCUCACCAUUUUACUGAAUUACUCUCAAGAAUAGAGAUGUGUUAUGUAUUUAAAAGGAAACUUCAAGCAAAGCUGAUGUUAAGAUUUUGUGCUAAUGAAAACUGUUGAAUUAUCUGCAAAAAAUAGAAGUGAUCAUUUUCUAAAUUAACUGAA
Pocillopora damicornis (cauliflower coral) is the source of this 1731-nucleotide messenger RNA. RefSeq lists its product as uncharacterized. The record is from RefSeq and is a predicted model, not a curated record. NCBI's taxonomy places the organism in Eukaryota, Metazoa, Cnidaria, Anthozoa, Scleractinia, Pocilloporidae.